CUCUCUCUCUCUCUCUCUCUCUCUCUAGGCUCGCUUCGCUCGCGCUCCCAUGGCGUCCGCCGCCGCCGCCGCAGCUCCGUCGAAGCCGGAGGUGCUGGCCCUGUUCCGGUCCCUGCUGCGCACGGCGCGCGCGUUCUGCGACUACAACGUGCGGGAAUACGCGAAACGGCGGGCCGCCGACGGGUUCCGCCGCAACAGGGGCCUCGCCGAUCCGUCCGCGAUCUCCGCCGCCUUCUCCGACGGCAAGGGCCAGCUGGAGGUCGCGAAGCGGCAGGCCGUCGUCUACUCCCUCUACGCUCCCGAGGUCAAGAGCGUCAUGGAGCUCGAGCGCUGAAAAUCGGGGAGGGGGUCUUCCGUGCGCUUUCUCCCGUUGGGUCAUCAUCUGGGCUAGUCUUUUUUUGCUGAGGCUUAAUGGCUGGUAUGAGAAAGGAGCUCUCUUUUUUGUAUUAUAUUGCGGUAUUGAGGAUUGAACAGUGUAUUGGGAUACGCAGUUUCAGCUUAAUAAAUGGUGAAAUCAUAGUUUUUU
Molecule: messenger RNA, 526 nt
Organism: Syzygium oleosum
Lineage: Eukaryota; Viridiplantae; Streptophyta; Magnoliopsida; Myrtales; Myrtaceae
Exons: 1
Coding region: 50-334 (94 amino acids)
Biological process (GO): iron-sulfur cluster assembly
Source: RefSeq, a predicted model, not a curated record